This is a messenger RNA of Nerophis lumbriciformis (worm pipefish), 3610 nucleotides long. RefSeq names its product ubiquitin-protein ligase E3A-like. Lineage: Eukaryota; Metazoa; Chordata; Actinopteri; Syngnathiformes; Syngnathidae. Gene Ontology annotation, biological process: ubiquitin-dependent protein catabolic process; protein polyubiquitination. The record is from RefSeq and is a predicted model, not a curated record. Gene Ontology annotation, molecular function: ubiquitin protein ligase activity.
UGCACUCUGGGUAGUGGGCUGACAGUGACGCCAAAGAUGGCUGCUUACCUCAGGCUUCGUAGGGAUCCCUUAGCUGGAAGCUUAUGAAUGAAGUUUUUAUUUGUAAAUUGCCUCAAACUGCACGUGUAAAUUGCAACAGUCGUGCCGAUCAAUCUGUGGAUGACUUGACACAGUAAUUUACCGCAUCCCAAUUCCAAACAAGUGAGGUUAAAGUCUCGUAUGAAUCCCGACGCGAAGGAGGACUGUGAGUGUGCGCCACCACAGGCCGACAUUAGCCCAGCAGGAGGAGCUGACAGAGAAAACGACGAGCUUGAAGUAGAAAACCCAGAAGCAAGCCGAAUCAGGAAGCGAGCAGCUGCCAAGCAUCUAAUAGAGCGCUAUUACCACCAGUUAACUGAGGGCUGUGGGAAUGAAUCAUGCUCCAACCCAUGGUGUGCCUCAUCGAAUGGCUUCCAUCGCAUGGACAACAAUGCGGCAGCAGUCAAAGCCCUCGAGCUCUACAAGGUCAAUGCAAAACUGUGCGACCCCCACCCCUCAAAGAAAGGUACGGCUUCGGCCUACUUGGAGAAUAGCGCUCACUGCAACUUGCCGUGCAGCAAUACCAAGACGAACAACAAGGAUGUCCACUCUGUACGUGACAAUUUCAAAGAUGUGAAUUACCUGACAGAGGAGAAAGUGUAUGAGAUUUUGGACAUCUGUGGUGAGAAGGAGGAUUACUCCCCUCUCAUCAGAGUAAUCGGCCGUGUGUUCUCCAGCGCUGAGGGCCUGGUGCAGAGCUUCCGAGGGUCCAAGCCUCACACCAAGGAGGAGCUCAAGUCACUCCAAGAAAAAGACGAGGACAAAGAUGAAGAUGAGAAGGAGGCUGCUGCCUGCUCUACUACAGCUAUGGAGGAGGACUCCCCGACCUCUGCUUCAUUAAGGCUUGGAGAGGGAUCAUCAGGGUACAACGAUAUCCAAAAGCUGCCCCCUGACGAGGUUUCAGUGGACAUCGAAGCUGUACGACGCGUGUACGAACGGCUCCUGUCUAAUGAGAAGAUAGAAGCUGCUUUCUUGAAUGCACUGGUCUACCUCUCACCUAACGUAGAGUGUGACCUGACCUACCAUAAUGUGUACUCUCGUGACCCAAAUUACCUAAACCUGUUUGUUAUAGUGAUGGAGAACAGCAACCUCCACAGCCCAGAGUACUUGGAGAUUGCACUUCCGCAAUUCUGCAAAGCCAUGAGUAAACUCCCUCUGGCCGCUCAGGCCAAACUCUCUCGACUGUGGUCACACUACAGCGCUGAGCACAUUAGGCGCAUGGUGGAGACGUUCCAGCAGCUCAUUACCUACAAAGUCAUUAGCAACGAGUUCAACAGCCGCAACCUGGUAAACGAUGAUGAUGCCGUUGUGGCAGCGACCAGGUGCUUGAAAAUCGUUUACUAUGCAAAUGUACUUGGUGGUGACCUUGAUACAGAGCACAACGAAGACGAAGAUGAGGAGCCCAUUCCGGAGUCCAGUGAAUUUAUUCUGCAAGAGCUACGAAGUGAGGAGAGGCGGAACAAAAAGGGUCCACGAGUGGACCCGCUAGAGACUGAGUUAGGCAUCCGCACCAACGACUGCCGGCGGCCACUUAUUCUCUUCGAAGAGUUUGUCAAUGAGCCUCUGAACGAGGUUCUAGAAAUGGACAAAGACUAUACUUUCUUUAAGGUAGAAACCGAAAAUAAGUUCUCCUUCAUGACAUGCCCCUUCAUCCUGAAUGCUGUCACCAAGAACCUGGGUCUGUACUACGACAACCGCAUCCGUAUGUACAGCGAACGCCGCAUUACGGUGCUUUACAGCCUAGUGCAAGGCCAACAGCCCAACCCGUAUCUGAGGCUGAAGGUCCGCCGAGACCACAUCAUCGACGAUGCUCUGGUCAGGCUGGAAAUGAUCGCAAUGGAGAAUCCUGCAGACCUUAAGAAACAGCUGUAUGUGGAGUUUGAAGGGGAGCAAGGUGUUGACGAAGGAGGCGUUUCCAAAGAGUUCUUCCAGCUUGUAGUUGAGGAGAUCUUCAACCCAGAUAUUGGGAUGUUCACAUAUGAUGAGCUCACCAAACUCUUUUGGUUCAACCCUUCAUCGUUUGAAAAUGAGGGCCAGUACACACUGAUUGGCAUUGUUCUCGGCCUCGCCAUCUACAACAAUUGCAUCCUCGAUGUUCACUUUCCAAUGGUUGUCUACAGAAAGCUAAUGGGCAAGAAAGGAACAUUCAGGGACCUUGCUGAUGCCAACCCUAUUCUGCACCAGAGCCUAAAGGAACUUCUUGAGUAUAAGGGCAGUGUGGAGGAGGAUAUGAUGAUUACGUUCCAGAUUUCUCAGACGGACCUCUUUGGAAACCCUCUUAUGUAUGAUUUAAGGGAAAAUGGCGAUAAAAUUCCAGUGACGAAUGAAAAUCGCAAGGAAUUUGUGGCUCAGUAUGCAGAAUACAUGCUUAAUAAAAGCGUUGAGAAGCAGUUCAAAGCUUUCAGGAGAGGCUUCCACAUGGUCACCAAUGAGUCACCACUCAAGUACCUUUUUCGGCCUGAAGAAAUCGAGCUGCUGAUCUGUGGAAGCCGGAACCUUGACUUCCUGGCACUAGAAGAAACUACAGAGUAUGAUGGAGGCUACAACAAAGAUUCUCGAAUCAUCAAAGAAUUCUGGGAAACGUUGCACUCUUUUAGCGAGGAGCAGAAGCGCCUCUUCCUGCAGUUCACCACUGGCACUGAUAGAGCGCCAGUGGGCGGGCUUGGCAAACUGAAGAUGAUUAUCGCCAAGAAUGGGCCUGACACAGAGCGACUACCAACAUCUCAUACUUGCUUUAAUGUGCUACUGCUGCCAGAGUACAGCAGCAAGGAGAAGCUGACUGAGCGACUGCUGAAAGCCAUCACCUAUGCCAAAGGGUUUGGCAUGCUCUGAGGCCCUGCCCGGUACAACUUUUACCACCACAUGUCCCUAAUGCACUGCAAAUAGACUCCUUCUCUGCCCAUUUGGUCCCGCCCUUCUUUUUUUAAUCCGACAAGAUGUAAGCGGCGGCAGAGGGGAAAAAAAUGGUAGUCCCUCCACUGAGCCUCCAUAGUCAAGCAACAUUAUCAGUCCGUGUAAGCACAGAGAUGUCCUGAUCAAAGUACAUGGGAUGUGCUGCUGCCUCCCACCUUUCUUUUUGAUAUAAAGAAAGAAUCAUUUAUGUAAUUAUUUAUUUGAAGUUAAACCUGGGUUUUUAAUCCUCAGUGAAACAGAACAUGGUAAAAAGUUUAAUACUAAUCAAUCAAUGCAAAUCUGGGACAAAGCACUAUAACCAAUUGCUUUUGUCUGGCAUUACUGAACAUAAAGUUAUCUUUCGAGGUUAGUCUUUUUUUAAGAGUAGCAUUUGCUACUCUUAAAAAAAACAGGAAAACGCUCACAAUUCCAAUUGCAAAGCAACAGUUUUUUGCUUCAAUUCUCUCUUUUCAAUCUUAGGGGAGGGCAUCAUUAGACCGAGCUGUGUAAGUGCACUUAGACUUUUUUCAGAAUGUUUUUUGUGGGGGGCCCACAGGUUGCCACGAUUGUCUGAAGCAUUUUUUGUUUCCAUGUCUUCCUGUGUUGACGAUACUUAAAUAAAAACAAAACAAUAUUUAUA